Messenger RNA from Vanderwaltozyma polyspora DSM 70294, 873 nucleotides. RefSeq names its product Per33p (gene PER33). The record is from RefSeq and is a predicted model, not a curated record. The transcript has a single exon. Gene Ontology annotation, biological process: membrane organization; endoplasmic reticulum tubular network organization. Gene Ontology annotation, cellular component: endoplasmic reticulum; membrane. Bases 1 to 873 code for a protein of 290 amino acids. NCBI's taxonomy places the organism in Eukaryota, Fungi, Ascomycota, Saccharomycetes, Saccharomycetales, Saccharomycetaceae.
AUGGUAAGCAAUAAUAGUUAUAAUGGUAACAAUACUGGUGGCAAUGGUCCAGAUGUGAACAAUGGUAACUCUGGCCGUCCACAGGCUCCAUUCAUUACUUUGAUCAAAUCAAGAAUAAGACAACCACAGUUCUAUUGGUUUUUAGGUCAUCUGCUAACUUUAUACCAUUUUGUUAGAUUCCAUCUUUCAUUUUUGUCAAUUGAAAACCAAAAUUUCCAUUACUCAAUGGCAUUAUUGUACAUCUCGUUAACUUAUGCGAUUGUACUAUAUCAAUUUUAUAAAAGUGGUCAAUUGAAAUUUAACUAUUUGAUUUUUUUAAAACAAUUGAAGAAAUUAGAUAAUUUACAAUAUUUCCUAAUGUUGUCGAUCCUAUUCGUUUGUUCGAAUUUUGGGUCCAUGGUAAAUGGCUCAUUAUACUCGCCUGUAAUCUUUUCGUUGUUUCAUUGUUUGAACUAUUUCAAAGAGAAUCUAUUACCUUUUCUACCGAUCAAUAAUAUUUUAAAAAAUAUCAUUAACAAUAACAUUACAAAUUUUAUACAAAAUUACAAUGGCUACUUCCUACAAAUGGCACAGUUUUUCGAAAUCAUCUGUGCAUUGCGUUCUGGUUUGAUCUCACUACCUAUAAAGCUAAUCAAAUCUAUUUUAUUAUUCAAUUUUAACUCUAAAAACAUAUCAAGCAUCAUCUCAUUGUGUUGUUAUAUAUGGUUCUUCAAAUUGAGGUUUCAACAAUCACAAUCAAUGAAAAACCUAUUCAACCACAGUUUAUCAAAAGUUGAUUCAAUGAUACCCCCAAAUUUUUUAAUAAAUUGGCAGCAUUACAAGAUUUUAGUGAAAACUACAUUUGAUAGAAUUCCAACUCCUACUUCUGCAUAA